Messenger RNA from Hyposmocoma kahamanoa, 2939 nucleotides. It is a transcript of the gene Moca-cyp, whose product is annotated as peptidyl-prolyl cis-trans isomerase G. Gene Ontology annotation, biological process: protein peptidyl-prolyl isomerization. Bases 94 to 2574 code for a protein of 826 amino acids. The record is from RefSeq and is a predicted model, not a curated record. Lineage: Eukaryota; Metazoa; Arthropoda; Insecta; Lepidoptera; Cosmopterigidae. The transcript is spliced from 17 exons. Gene Ontology annotation, cellular component: intracellular membrane-bounded organelle. Gene Ontology annotation, molecular function: peptidyl-prolyl cis-trans isomerase activity.
AAAAUUUACUUAAUUUUCCUGCUUCUAAUUAAUCUUCCUUUGACUUAGAGCGAAAUAUUUACUAUAAUAGUUUUUGUUAGAAGGUUGUAAAAAAUGACUGUAGACGGCGAUGAAAAGCCGCCUAGGGACCGUGUGUUCAUGGACAUUUCCAUAGGGGGUUUGCCGUCCGGUCGCAUCGUAUUCGAGCUUUUCAACGAUGUAGCACCGAAAACGGCAGAAAAUUUUCGUGCAUUAUGUACUGGAGAAAAGGGGGUCGGCAAAAACACUGGAAAACCCUUAACUUACAAGGGCAUGGUGUUUCACCGGGUGGUUAAAGACUUUAUGAUACAAGGUGGGGACUUCACCAACGCCAAUGGAACCGGUGGAGAGUCUAUUUAUGGUGGAACUUUUGAAGAUGAAACUUUUGAGCUACAGCAUGACAUGCCAUACCUACUAUCAAUGGCGAAUCGUGGCAAGGACACUAACGGAUCUCAGUUCUUUAUAACAACACAGCCGGCGCCACAUCUCGACAAUGUGCACGUAGUAUUCGGUCAAGUUGUAAGCGGCGCGGCGCUGGUGCGGCAGCUGGAGGCGCUGCCGGUGGACCGCAACGCGCGCCCGCUGCAGGACGUCACCGUCGCCAACUGCGGCCAGCUCGUGCGGCUCAAACCCGGUAAAAAACGGAAGCAGGACAAGAAAUCCAAGUCGGAGAAGGAUGACAGCGAUGAAUCCGACCAUUCGGAGAAGAAAGAAAAGAAACGGAAGAAGGACAAAAAAGACAAGAAGAAGAAACGUGACCAAUCCACAUCGGGCGAGGACGAUGAAGAAGCCGCUGCUCACCCCUUAGUGAUGGUAUCCAAGAUAGAUCCUCGUGAGAUCCCUGAAGUGCCCUCGAACAGGUUCCUCAUGCGGGGCGGGCGGGACCCUGAGAAGGAUAGGGCGGAUCCUAGGAGGGAUAGAGAGAGGAUGAGGUAUCGCGAGAGAGACCGUCAUGCCUACACGCGUAGCGGCAGAAUCAUCAAAGGACGCGGCGUUUUUCGUUACCGCACGCCGUCGCGGUCACGGUCGCGGUCCCGCUCUGUAACACCACCCCACUGGCGGCAGGCCCAACGACGCAUUAUCAAGCUCUCAGAGCUCGAGCGUGCUGAGCCGGAGAGAGUGCAGCAGGAUCGCGGUCGGUCUAGACAUAUUGAAGUAUCACGGGAGGAUGAGGGUGGCACUCCGGAGCCUAUUGAGAAAGAGGAAGGCGAGUGUGAUACAACUCUCGAGACUUCCCGCCACGAGAAAGUUGAUUACAACGCUUUGGACUUCGAAGAAGAUAUCGAACAUGAGGACGAGGAGCGCGGGGCCGGAGCGCGGCGGCGCGCGCGCAGGCCCGAGCCCGAGUCGCGCGCGCAGCUGCUGGCGCGCGCGCUGGGCGUCGAGCCCAAGACCAACGACCGGGACCGCGACACCCGCGAGCUGCGCGCGGCCGCGGCGCGGCGCCGCGACGGCGUGCAGUCGGCCGUGUUCGCGGCGCCGCGGCUGGCCUCGGCCGUGGCGGGCGAGGGGCUGGGCGGCAACGCCCGGCCGCCGCGGCCCGCGCCCGACGACAAGCCCGACGGGUACGACCCCUUCACGAUGCUGCGCAGCACGUUCAGGAAGGACAAGGACUACAAGAAAGAUGAGCGUCCAGAUCAUGUCGAAAGCCGCUGGAAUAGAGACAAUAGAAACCGCGAUAAAGAAAGAGAUGAUAAGCGUGAUCGAUACAGAAACGACGGGCGGGACGACAAACAUGACCCUAAAAGAGACGAGAAAGAUUCCAAGUCUGAAAGAAAAGAUGACAACGAGAGAGAGAAAGAACGAUUUGGAAAACCUGACGAUAAGGCCGACCGUCGCGACGAGUCUAAAUUCGAUAGGAAACUCGAUAAAACUCCGGAACGCCGUGAAAAGUCCGGAGAAGGCCGUGAAAAAUCUGGAGAUAAGGGCGAUAAGUCACGAGAUAGACGUGAAAAGUCUUUAGGUAAAACUGAUAAAGAUAAGCGUGAUAAAUCUGAAGACAGAUAUGGUAAGAGAGAUAGACGUGACAAGUCCGGAGAUAGGCGCGAGAGGAGGGAUAGAUCUAAGGAUCGUGAAAAGUCACGAGAUAAACGCGAUAGAUCCAGAGAUAGACGUGACAAAUCUAGAGAUAGGCGUGAAAGGUCCGAUGACAGGGGUGAAAAUUCUAGAGAUAGGGAUGAAAAACGUAGGGAUGAUAAAAGCGUGAACAGGGACGAAGAUAGGGAUCGAAAAAGGAGGCGUUCCAGGUCUAAUUCAAGGUCGAGAUCGCCGAAGCCUCGCGAGAGGAAACGUUCAGGAAGUCCACAGAAGAGCACUGACAAAGGGGUGCAUGAUACUGAUAAAAAGAAGGAAGAAGCCCAAAGCGAUGCCCGCAAGGAACUGAUGGAGAUCGUACGCCUCAUCAAGUCCAGGCAGCGCGACCGCGAGAACAAAGCUGCAGAGGCUAAGAAGAAGCAGGAUUCGUCGGACAGCAACUCCGAGUCUGACGACGACCGGCGCAGACGCCGCCGCUCUAGCGACCGCGACCGCAGGAAGCGCAGCGACAGCCCACGGUGAGAUAAAUCAAGGUUUUAAAACCUUGACUUGACAGGUUAAGUUUAGACUGAAAACUCAAUCUAUUUCUGUGUUCAAACCCAGCAUAUAAUGCGUUUCAUAGUUUGUAUGCUUUUUUAUUCAUAAUUAUAAUCUUAAUACGCGAUAAUUUAAAAAACCUGAAAUACUUCUUAAGACAAUCGCUUUUGACAUUUUAAACACUUAACUUUUAAUUUUAUGUUAAAUACCCAAUUUACUGAUCUAUAAGGAACGUGGCAAAGUAAGCAACUGUAACAAAUUAUAGUCUGUCUUUUUUGAAGACAGAGAGCAAUGACAUUUGUAGGGUUGCCAGUUUUCAUAAAAUUUUAAAUGUAUAUGUAGUUGUUGUC